Tuber aestivum (summer truffle) is the source of this 3210-nucleotide messenger RNA. Lineage: Eukaryota; Fungi; Ascomycota; Pezizomycetes; Pezizales; Tuberaceae. The record is from the annotation of a GenBank genome assembly.
AUCUACAUCCCUAUUCUUCUCGGGUUUUCUGACACCUUGACUUUUUCGAUCACCUUCAACCUUCACACUUUCACCACGAUCUUCGAUAGGUGAAAGAAAAUCAAACAAUCGUCAAACAAUCAUCAAACAUGUCUGGCUGGGACGAUCCCGCUCCGGCUUCUGGUGGCGGCGGUGGCUGUAAGUUAUAAUUGAUGUUUCUCUUGUUCGAUUUCCACAAAGCAACCCACGAUUGCUCUGCUUCUGUUUCCCCUUCUUUGUUCUCGAGUUUGAGUGAAAUGGUUGCUUUCUUGGGUCAUCUUCAGCCUGAAUGUUUGGGCGUUUCUGGAGGGGCCACUCUGCUUCUGUUUUUCUCUUCUUGUUUGAUUUUUAUUUGACAUUGUUUUUCAAUGACUAUCUUUUCGGUUCAGAACAAAGAUUUAUUCUAACUUCUUUAUUUAAUAGCUUGGGGUGCUGAGGCUGCCGCGCCUGUCGUGGCAGAUACUGGGGCAUCCUGGAGUGCAGGACUUAGUGCUCCAAUCGACCAACUUCUUAGUACUGGCGGUGGUGGUGAUUACGGAAAUGACACUUUUAAUGCCGGUGGCGAUGCCAAUGGUGGCUCCGCUGCUGAUGUGAAAUGCCGCAUGUAAGCUGCUUCACCGCGAUUUUAUUUUGGGCUUGAGCGGCUGACCGGUAACCUCGAACUCUAGUUGCUCUAAGGAGGGCCAUUUCUCGAGAGAUUGUCCCGACAAACCUGCUAACUUUGGAGCUUGUUUCAAUUGCGGAGAGCAAGGGUAUAUCUAUCGCCCCCGUUAAAGUAUUUCCGAGGAUAUUUACUUAUGAUUUCAUUAGACAUAACAAAUCUGAUUGUCCUAACCCCGCUACUCCUCAAGGACCCUGUCGGUAUUGUGAAAAAGAAGGUUUGUUAUUUAACUACGCCAGUGGGUUUUCUGAGCUAGGACUGACGUUAGAGGUGUUCAGGUCACUUCUCGAGGGAGUGCCCUGAUAAGCCGGCCAACUCCGGAGCAUGCUUCAAUUGCGGGGAGCAAGGGCAUGCAUACCACAUCGUUGUAUUCAGUUCAUGAGUGUUAGCUGACAUGACUCCCAGGCAUAAUAAGUCUGAAUGCCCAAAUCCUCGUAUCCCUCAAGGCCCUUGCCGUCACUGUGAAAAGGAAGGUUCGUUUUUCUACCCAUAAAAGUGUAUAUCUGAACGGAUUCUGACUUUGUUUUUCAGGACAUUUUUCUCGGUGAGUAUUGGUAUUACCUACUAGUCUAAGAUGGUGAUGUGCUGAAAGCUUGGAAAUAAAGCGAGUGUCCUGAAAAACCCACAGAGAUAUGUCGCAACUGUGAACAAGAAGGUUCAACCUCCCUGGGCUAUUCAAUCUUUGUAUCUUUUUUUUUGGUUGAGGGUAUUGACAAAUUCUUUAUAGGCCAUUAUACCGCCGUGUGCACUAAUCCUCGUAAACUUGAUCUCAGUCAUAUUAUUGAUAGAUCUCAAGAAGAGGCGUGGGAUCUCAUGAUGAAGGCAAGCGAUAGCAAGGAUUUCGAUAGCUUCAAACGGGUAUUACAUUGUGUAAGGAGACAUCUUGGGAGAUGCAGGUUUUGCUAACGGUUUGGGUAGCAUAUGCUGGAAUACCUAAAAGCCUCCCCCGGCACUAAGCUUGAUGAAAUUGAAAAAGCUAUGCGUACUCAAGGGUUGAAUUACUGGAUUUAUGCCUUGGUCUGAUCCCCCUCUUAUAAAAGUAAGCUAGCAUCUAAACCAUUCUAUUAGGAGCGUGAACCGGCCUACAACGAAGUUAUUGUUGGACCUUCCGGCGAGCUCGACUGCAAAUAUGUCUGGACCCUAAAUACUUCUGCUAGGCCCCGCCGUUCGAGGGCGAUUGCCCACCGUAUGGCAAGCACUCCGGAAGAGAACAUGGAGCGUCUGAAGAUUGCUGGUGAAAUUAUGCCUGAAACAAAGCCGUUCUGCCAUACCUGCAAGUGUACGUAUGAAGUAUCCUGGCUAGGUUGGGGAUUCUUGAACACGCUAACCUUUUUGUUGUCAUAGCCAAGGGUCACACAAGCAAGAGAUGCGAGGUCGAACGUCCGGAGGACGAAAUGGGUCGUGUUGUCCUGAAGUGUACGAACUGCGAUGCUCUUGAUCACCGCCGCCGUGACUGCCCUGAACCGAGAAAGGUUGAGGUGAACCGCAAUGCGUGUAGAAACUGCGGGUAAGUGUUUGUACUCUCUGUCCCUGGGGAAGGGCUAACCAAGUCUCCGAGUAGUGAGGAGGGCCAUCGAGCGUCUGAUUGUACCGUUCCUCGCCAGGCAGAUGAAAAUACUGAAUGUCGCAAAUGCGGCAAAAGUAUGUGUAACUUCUUAAUCCUGCCGUAUUCUCUUCCGAUGCUGAUAACAAGGUUUCAAAACUAGUGGGUCAUUUUAGCAAAGUGAGAAUUCUGCUUCAUGAUGUAUGUCUGAGCGUCUGUGCUGACCCUACCACAGGAAUGCCCUGAGCGUGGGGCUGGCGGUAAUAGUGAAUGCUAUAAUUGUGGCGGAGAGGGCCACCGUUCUUCGGUAUUGCUUUGACGGUGUCCCUAUCAACGUUGGGUCUUGGUUAACAGAGUCUAGGAUUGCACCAACGAGCGCGUUCCGAAAUGCCGCAACUGCGAUGAGCGUGGGCAUAUUGGAAAAGACUGUCCAAAGCCCAGAGAUAUCACGUAAGUGGACCCAAUCUUGGUUCUGGGGAGCCGCACUAACUAAAUAUCUCUAUAGUCGUGUCAAGUGCAAUAACUGCGGAGAAAGUAAGUGACCUGCUACUUGAGGUCUAGGGCGGAAGCUAACUACCGAUAGUGGGCCAUUUCUCUAAGGGGUGUACCAACCCAGCCAUCAUACAGGGUGACGGGGAACCCGAAAUAUCCUUCAAUGCUGCCGAAAAUUCCCGCAUCGAAGUGGUUCAGUCAGGGGCUGCCGGUGCUUGGGGAGGCGGAGCUGUGGACAACUCGUUUGCUGAAACUAUCGGUGGAUGGGCUUCCAAUGUUGAGCCUGUUGGAGGCGGCGGUGGUGGCUGGUAAACAUGAGUGAAGAGAUUUGGAAGUGUUAACGGACGAACAUGCUUUCUACUAUACACCGGUGCUAUAAAGCAAGACAUUGUCUGUGUAGCUUGCUUUCUGGGUGGGAAUAAUUUGCGUGUAAUUUCAUGAUGCUCCUUUUCGAUGCUCUCAGUUAGUUCCAAAUAAAUACGAGCUGUGAUAACUA